Molecule: messenger RNA, 733 nt
Organism: Castor canadensis (American beaver)
Lineage: Eukaryota; Metazoa; Chordata; Mammalia; Rodentia; Castoridae
Source: RefSeq, a predicted model, not a curated record
AUGGCUGUUCCCCCAGAAUCAAGGAGGACCGGGACUUCCCUCAAGGUUGCACUGUCCACAAACAGCGUCUUCCGCCUGACUGGGAAUCCUAACGCCGUGGAAACGCCUGGGGAACAGGCUGGCAAAGAGCAAAGGGAACCCUGCAGGGUGCUGGCCGGCGUGGGGGUGGGGGUGUCGUGCACUCUGAGCGUCAGCAGACGAGCGGUCAGCACCAGGGACAGCUCCUGUCCGCCCCCGGCAACCCCCACCGACGGCGCGCGCGGGGCCCUGGCGCGCGCUCCCCAACCGGCUCGGACGCGCGCCCUCCCCGCCAGCGCGCGCCCCGCGCCGGCCGGGUCGUCCGGAGCCGUGGCCGCAGCGCGCAGCUGGCAGGGGCUCCCGCCUGGCCACGCAGUCGGCGACCAGAGGGUCUCCUGGGGUCUCUCGGCGCCCGCCUCGCCCGCGCGGCCCCAGCAGGCGCCACAGCCGUGGCCUGGGCUUGAGCAGCCGCUACUAGCUGCGCCCUGCCCGGGACGAACAGACACCCGCCCCGUCACGUGCGCCCAAGUCCUCGGCCGGUCCGGGCAGCGCUGUUCCCAUGGUUCAAGGACAAUGGUGUCUGCUUGGCUCCUCUCCUCCAUGUCCACAGCGUCCACCAGGCUUCCCUGCCCAGCUCCAAGCCCUGCUCAUGGUGGGCCAGGCAGGGCUCUGGUGCUGGGAUGACUCUGGCUUUGCAGCUCUCUGGCCUUAAACC